Caenorhabditis sp. 36 PRJEB53466 is the source of this 2985-nucleotide messenger RNA. The record is from the annotation of a GenBank genome assembly. NCBI's taxonomy places the organism in Eukaryota, Metazoa, Nematoda, Chromadorea, Rhabditida, Rhabditidae.
AUGACAUCAUCAUCUGAAGGAGAGAUUCUUCAAGUCGGACAGGUCAUCAGAGAGCGAUGGAAAAUAGUGAGUUUCCGUCCGAUUGAGGGAUCUUCUAAUGUCCGAAUCGGUUUCAGAAGGCCAAAAUCGGUGGCGGUGGAUUCGGAGAGAUCUACGAGGCCACAGAUGUUCAGAAUCACCAUGAGCGGGUAGCAAUCAAGGUCGAGUCUAGCAAAGCGACGAAGCAAGUGCUCAAAAUGGAGGUCGCAGUUCUCAGACGACUUCAAGGUUUGUCUUCUUCUGAUUUCUUCUGUUUAUGACGCAUCAUCGCUUUUCUCUGCUUUUUUGCUCCGUUUUUUUUUGCUCGAGUCGUCAUCAAAAAUCUAAUUACGUGGCGUCUCUGGAAGUAACAAAACGGCCUCGGGGCGGCGGAGAAAUCUGAAAGACGAAAGUUGUGAUGAGAUGGUUAUUUUUUCCAGGAAAAAAACACGCGUGUAAAUUCUACGGGUGCGGACGAAACGACAAGUUCAACUACUUGGUGAUGAGUCUGCAGGGCAAAAAUCUGGCCGAUUUGAGGCGAGAGGCGCCCAAACAGUGUUUCAGUCUGAACACAGCCGUCCGGAUCGGACUGCAGAUUCUGAACGGAAUACGAGAGAUUCACUCGAUCGGAUUCUUGCACAGAGAUGUCAAACCAGUUAGUUGGACUGGGAAAAAAAACGACACGAAAUCCUAUCUGUUUCAGUCAAACUUUGCAAUGGGGCGCACUUCCCAGACGAUGCGCAACGUGUACAUGCUCGACUUCGGCUUGGCCCGUCAAUAUCUGAAUGCGAAGGGAGAGAUCAGAAGCCCGCGAAGUGCCGCCGGAUUCCGAGGGACCGUUCGGUACGCAGCAGUGACCGCACACAAGAACAAGGAAAUGGGACGGCAGGACGACCUGUGGUCUCUCUUCUACAUGCUCACCGAGUUUCUGCAAGGACAGUUGCCAUGGCGAAAGAUCAAGGACAAGGAUGAAGUGGGCAAGAUGAAGGAGGAGGCGGAUCUGAACAUUCUUCUCGACGAUUGUCCUCAUGAACUGCACCUGAUCGCUGCGCAUCUGAAGACUUUGGGAUACGCGGACGCUCCGGACUACAACUACUUGGAGUCCCUCCUCAAUCAAAUUGUUUCCAAGUGAGCUUUCUAUUUUGCAGCUGCACAAUAGCAAUAAUAAUAUUUUUCAGAAAUGACAUCAAGUGGGACGAUCCGUACGAUUGGGAAUUGGGAUACGACAAUCUGGCGACGAGACAAAAACAACAGGCAAAUGGGAAUUUAUCGGCUCGUCUGAAGUCCCACACGACCGCAGUUAUCAGAGAUCAGAGGAAUGAGAACAGAGCACUGGACACUCAGGCCCCGAUCACAAUGGGCGAAGACGACGACGAGCAGACGAACGGACAAAUGGCGAAUCUGGGGGCGGGGUUCGAAAGCACACACGAAAAGGCCGCUGAGAAGCCAAAGUACAAGAGACACGAGUUCUUGAAGUAAUCCCGAAAUCUUAAAAAACGAAUCAUCAAAUUAGGUUUUCAGACCCAAGUACGGAACUGUCAAUUUGGAUGUGAUCGACGCUGUGAAUGCUCGAUUUGCAGCGUGUGACGAAGAGAACUUCCGAGGAGGAUCAGCUGACGUGGAAGCGAACUUCCAGUUGCCGUCCUCGAUUCUGAAGACACAACAGACACCUCAGAUGGCCGAGAGCUCCCUUUCGAUCAAAAGAGCCGGCGGACUGCCUAUGGACAAGACGAGAAGCAACAAGUCGAUUACGGUAAGUCACCUCGAGAACAUUGUCUCAGCGAAAUCUAACUUUUUUCAGUUAUCUAUCAAUAAUCGCUACAAGCCCGGAGCCAAGACCAACAAGAUCUCCUCUUUCGACAACACGAAUGCUCAGAUGGACGACAAUUCAGCAAAUAAUGUACGGACUGCUCAGACGAUAAUGAGCAAAUGGCAGGGAUCUUUCGAUGCGAGCUGCGAGGAGAUGAUGGACGGCGGAGCAGACGAAGAGAAGGUGCUCGGGAGACUGAAUCCCGCUUUUCGUGAGUUGACUUAUCGCAAAACGUAAACGGCAAAAUGCUCUUUCAGCAGUGCCUAAAGCUUCGUUACUUUCCACCCCUCGAUCGAUGGAUUCGAAUACCUCUCCAGGCGGGAAUUCUCCGUCGUCUCCUCUGAAUCCACGUGCUUCGCCCAUUCAGCGUGAGUUUUUAACACUCUAAGAAUGUAUUCUAUUCUUCUCUUUCAAUUCAGAGCGUCGAUUGUCCCGAUCAGAAAAAGAGCGAAACGGAAUGCACCGAACGGCAAGCUGCGGAGCGCCUCAAUCAAAUAGCAUUAUCAGUCACUUCAAAGGGCUCAUCAAUGUGAGUUUCGUCCCGUGAUUGAUUUCUGAUUUCGUCACACAUUCACGUCCUUCCAGUCCUUUAACAAUCUCGGCGUCGGAAGUCGUCUAUCUCGAACGACGUCAAUCGACGAAUCAGCGAAUCGCCAGAUCUCUGCACCUCAGCCGAUGAGUCAGCGUCAAGUGAACCAGCGAACCGAGGAUAACAGCUACGGAAUGCGACAUUCGACGUCGAUGGGCGUGCACAACAGUCAGAACACUCAGAGGAUCAGUGCCACGUUCAAUGCGUACGAGUCGCCGGAAGAACGCGAACGACGGCGGGAACGGAGGAUGCGGAGGAGGAGUGUGGAGAGCAACGGACGGGUGAGCAUUGGUGUCGAAUAGGGCAUUCCGGAGCACAUUCCGAAUUGCAAAUCACUGUUUUGCAGGUGGAAUUGGAGACCCCUCCGCCGUCGGUCCGUUCGCCCGUCGUCGUCAACAAGGCGUCAGUGGUGCACGCGCCAGCGAGCUCUCCUCCCGUCAAAUUGCGUGACAACGGAAUCGACGAGGAGUUCCGGAUUCCUUUGGAGGAGAACAACAAGCCGUUGCUCUUUUACAAACGAAAGCGUUAUCAGUUUCUGAACUUUCCGCGCACUUCUUCGAAAUCAUAA